AUGGAGCGCCGUCUUCUGGAUAGGCUUGAUGACGUGGAGAAGGAGCUUCGUCGCUCGCGUGCUGGGUCGGCGUCACCAUCAGCUCCUCGCGCUGCUCCCGUCGUCCCUCUCUCCGCGCUCCUGCCCCACAAUCCCUUUGGAUCCCCGGCACGUUCAGAGCGGCCGCUGCCAGCGGGGAUGGGCUUCGUAGGUGCUGGUGGCGGGCCACCGUGGGCUCAGUUUGCUCCGCCGCGUCCUCUUCCUGCUCCGCGUGAUCUCGCCGUGUCGUCUCACCGUGCCCGCGCGUAUGCGUUGCUUCCGCCAAUGAAGGAAGUUCCCACGGCGACCCUGGCCCGCCUAUGGUCGCUGGCGGCGUCCCUGCAGAGCCACCUUAUGAUUGACACUGCGUUCUCUCUUGUUUGCCGCCCUUCACCUGUCUCCCUCCCCCUCCUUACAGAGAAACCAGACCUCAUGCUCGACACCUCUGUCGCCUGUGACAGCCCGACCACACCGGAUGGCACUGUCACCACGCCGCACCCUGCUGCUGCUGGCAAGAAGAGUCUCUUUGGCUUCCACCGCACCAACUCCAAAGGUCGCAGCAAGGAGAGUGAGGGCGCGUUCGGACCAGGGGCGGUGCAUGCAGCUACUCCUCGACCCAAGUCAACGGAGGAGAUUCGAGGGGGGUUUGGAACGCGCCGUCAGCAGCAGGUGAGAGACGGAUAG
Molecule: messenger RNA, 702 nt
Organism: Closterium sp. NIES-65
Lineage: Eukaryota; Viridiplantae; Streptophyta; Zygnematophyceae; Desmidiales; Closteriaceae
Source: the annotation of a GenBank genome assembly